Molecule: messenger RNA, 5204 nt
Organism: Amorphotheca resinae ATCC 22711
Lineage: Eukaryota; Fungi; Ascomycota; Leotiomycetes; Helotiales; Amorphothecaceae
Exons: 3
Coding region: 500-5197 (1565 amino acids)
Biological process (GO): regulation of ARF protein signal transduction
Molecular function (GO): guanyl-nucleotide exchange factor activity
Source: RefSeq, a predicted model, not a curated record
AAUUUAUCCAAUCCAAUUCUUAUCUUCUUCUACAUUUUUCGCAACCAAAAACAGGGCCUCGCAUGCCCUGGGGCCGUCGACCUUUCCUUUGUACUUCUGGGCAGGAAUCGAAACUCUCUCUCAUACCGUCCCCCAAGCUACCUCCCCCAGACCGUGCCUUUUCCUCUCGAGCCGCCAUUACAGUCCCUACCGAGCAUUUCCAUACGGAGUAGAAAAUAGGGACCCGCCGCGACUUGCUCCAAUUGCAGGGCACAAUCCGCCUCUUCCACGACACUUCUCGCCUUGAUAUCCCCCGUUUCGAACUGGCAUACUGUGAGAAAGGAGCGCAAGGACUGAUUGGGAAAAUCAUUUGAAUGCUUCAAUCUCAUACCAGGCCGUCGCUCGGACAAAGAUUGGAUUGAGGGGAGAACCGCUGUGGGUUCAUGGGUUCGUCGUCGUUGUGCCUCCUCGAGCCGCAUCUGAUGCCGACUCUGCCAACGUCGGGGCGUCCAAUAUCAAAAUGCAGUCCCUCGAUGCCGCUCCGCAGUCGCCGAAACUGCGCACGCCUAUCUCUCUAAACGUGGAUACUGGGUAUAACGGGAAAGGGAAGCGGAGGGACGCCUCUCCGCCGCGGACGCCGCCGCCGAGGACGCAAAACUCGCAGAUGGGCAGAGUCAAUUAUUCAGAUGGAAAGGGGGAGAUGGGGGUGCAUACGAGCCCCGCAGAAGCAUGGCUAGACGAUAUCACACCUGUUGACCCCUCUACGAUCAAAGAGAGUGAACCCAGGAGAAGGGAGACGAGAGACUCGCACGAUCUUUCUUUGUCUGCACAACAAGGAAUCCGGGACUCGCUGGUGGACCAUAUGCUGUUGUCCUUCGACCAAUUCCCAUACACACAAGACGAGGGAAGACAUCCAACUGUUGAUGAAGAACGGCUGUAUUCUUACGACGAGGGGCCAUACCAGCCUAGCUCAAAUUUUGGCCCUCCCCGAAAUGGUCCAUCGGGGCACAGUUAUUCUUAUAGCUCCGACUACGAAAAUGACGAUUCGAGUCGGUAUUCGGGUCAAUACUCUCGAGGUCGGAGGAGUAAUAGCAGCUCAAAUUUUCAGACCGGGUUGGGCAGAAUAAAUAGCGGACGCAACGACAACUACACGGGGACCAAUCCCACAAUUUCAAGGGGCCCGCAAGUUCAAGUUCCCACGCGAGGAUUGCAUUCAAGGGGCGGGAAGGGCAGCAAAGGAAGUAGCGCCAACAGUUUUGACCUCGGAUACGCGCAAGUUACAAGCAACACCAGGUGGUCUCGCGGACUCUCUGGGAGGUCUUCGAGCUUUGACUAUGGCGACGGCUCGGUAUUACAAAACGCAAUGAGCCGGCAGAUAGACAACAAUGUUUCCGCGUUGAGUCCUUUGUUUAGUCCAUAUGACUACGACGCUGCACCAACUCCCACAAUACCUGGUGGGCCUCGCAGAUGCCCGCCUUCUCCAAUAAUGCUCCCCCACCAUGAACCUGCGCCGGUUGAACCACCACCCCCAAAGCUUGAGCGCAAGAGAAGCACCAGAUCAGCGAAGAGUGCCUACAAAGGCAAGCCUAUUUCUGGAGGGAGGCCCGAUUAUGGCCUGAAUAAUCCCACGCGUGAUCUACCGUCGUUGCCAGCCUUUAUUAAAGAGCCUGCUCCCGCACCCUCAGUUGCAUAUGGGAAGACAAAAGAAGCAAGUCAAGCAGCGCAGCCCACCAAGGAUCGACCAGGUUUCUUUAGAAGGGUCUUUGGCUCGUCCAAAAACAAUCCUGCACCAACACCAGAUCAUGCACCGUCGCAUCGAUCUGGUCCGUCCGCUGAAACCGCAGAUCAAUCAAGCAGUAAAUCUCAUCAUAUUGGCAAUCAGAUUAAGCCCCAUUAUAUACCAUCACCUCCUCGAGAAGCGCCGCCAGCUCCAAAGGAACACACACAUGUGCUAUCGAAGAGGCCUUCCGCGUUUUUCCGGCGUAGAAAGAAGUCUGUAUCCGAACCUGAGGCGCCGCUGCCCGUAAUGCCGGUCCUUCAGUAUCAACCCACGGCAGACGAGCCGCAUAGUCCAGCCAGUAGUCUUCGUCAGGUCAUGAGUCCCUACUUGAAGGUCAAUAGUAGAGGUACUGUGGAUUCUGAAGAUCCUCCUGACAGGCGAGAACCCAGCCCCGAAGAUGAGCGCCAGGUGAGGGGAUUUUCCCCAGAUUACGAACCUGAUGUCAGUGCGACAAUAAGGCCCGUCAAAUCAAGUUCAAGGGAUGCGAUUGAGACUCGUUCACCGCCAUAUUUAUUGGAUCAAGCGCCGCCUGCAGCUCGAACUAGUGGGCAUCAUGCAGGUCUAGACGGGCACGGGCAAUCGCGAGACGAACGCGGUGCCACCUUCCUCCAGGACAAUAGUGAUAAUGACCCCGACGCCCAUAGCGAUUCUUCGAAACCUGCGCUCCCCACAACCGAUGCAGCAACCGGAUCAAAUCGCAUUGCUGCCCCGGUGUCUCCUCAAUUGCAAUCUGCAAGUAGGGACAUGAUGCUCGGGGGCCAGGAUGAGAGAACGCUCUCGAAACUGUCUCCCGCAUCUGCGAAAACAGACGUGUCCAGGGACCCCUCCGCGAUGGGAUCACCGCGCAGUGUAGCAGAAUCUAAAUUCAGUCAAACUAAGCCUGCGAGCAUUGUUAAGGAACAAGAGUUAUUGUCGCCUAUAAAUGCCUUAGAGAGCAGCCGCUUAUGGUUGGAACUGUCAUCAUCAGAGGAUGACUUUCGCCCAAAGAACCUUGAACCGCCAACUAAGACUGAGAUAUUGUCAACAACCUCUGGGUCGACGGACACGGUCUACAAGUCUGCGACCAGCCUGCCAAUAUUGCAGUUUGAAGGUCAGGAUGAAGACGAACUUCAUAGACAACAAACCCAGGCCGUCACCGAAGCUCUAGACGCGGAUGUAAGUGAAAGAGCGAAGAUGAUAUAUGAUGGAAACGAAGAUUUCAUUCCAAGAGAAAAGGCCGCUGCCUGGUUGGGAGAGGAGCGCGAGCUUAAUGCAAGAAUGUUAACUGCUUACAUGGAACUGUACGACUUCACGAAUCUCAACAUACUUACAGCGCUGCGUACUAUGUGUACCAGAUUGGUCCUCAAGGGCGAGAGUCAGCAAGUUGACCGGAUUCUGGAUGCAUUUGCUCAGAGAUGGUGCCAAUGCAAUCCAAACCAUGGAUUCAAGGUCACUGAUGUCGUCCACACUAUAUGCUACUCUCUGCUCCUGCUCAACACGGAUCUUCAUCUUGCCGACAUCGAGCAGAAGAUGACUCGAAGCCAAUUCGUUAAGAACACGAUGCCCACCAUUCGGAAAAGUGUGGCAGACUCGGCCCCAGAUGCUUUUGAGCCGAAUCGUCCCACUGUACUACCGGGCAAGAGCCAAGCUUUUACUCAGGAUUCUCCAACCACUAAGUCUAAUGAGAACUUGAAGCCGGAGAAGUCGUCACUUGAGGUCGAACGACCAUCGUGGAGAUCUUCAUUCAAACCCCCACCAAGAACAGACUCGGAUGGCCUCAAUGGCAAAUCGCCUACGCCCCUGGAUUAUGAUACGCCACUAGACGAUUGUGGACCUCUGGUGAAGGCACCCUUUCACGGCACCCUGAGGACUUGGGAGGUCCAGGUGGAGAUCGUCCUCAAAGACUUUUACAAUUCAAUUCGCAAUGAGCGUCUUCCAUUAUGCGGCGCCACGGAGGACAAGUCACAGUGGCAACCACCAUCAUCUAGCUCCCUAUCAGUGUUUGGAAACGGAAAGCUUCGACGCUCUCCAAGCGUCUUGAGCAAAACGCCAUCCGAGCCGAACUAUAUGAGGAAUAGAACAGCCGACACUGUCCGAGUUGGAGGAAACAAGUGGGCGAGCAAGAAUCGCUCAAGACCUCGCCUCUAUCCUACCUCUUCCGGAUUAGGAUCUAGCCGGACAAGCUUAGACGACCAGUCCUCAAUGUGGAGUCCGUCUGUAUCUUCGAGCACCUGGAGUAAAUACUCGCUUGGAAAAACCCAAACCUCAUCAAUGUCAGUCGACUCGUUCGGUUCAAACUGGCUUCAAGGAGAUUUUCAACAAUCAAUCGGGUUCGCCAAUGCACUCAGUCAAGCCAUCAUCCGCGAGGAGACCGUGGGUAGCGUUAGUAGCGCUGGCAGCGAUGAGUUCCGUGUCGCACCUCUCCUUGAAGAUGAGUCACUCGAACUUGCUGGUGCACCAUGGGCAAAAGAAGGAAUUGUUAAGCACAAGCAUCACCUUGAAGCUCUCGACAAGAAAGCCAAGGAUCGCAACUGGAACGAGGUGUUCGCUGUCAUUGAGAAGGGUUACAUGAGUCUCUUCUCGUUUUCAACGAAAAGUAUGCGCAAUAAAUCGAAAGGUAGAGCUGUUGGUGGAGUCGUCGGUGGAGGAAAUUGGCAAGAUAAUGCGGAAAAUCUUGGUUCGUUCCUGCUUCGACAGACCAUUGCAAGUGCUCUCCCAUCACCGGGGUAUUCAAAAGCACGUCCCCAUGUCUGGGCGCUCUCGUUGCCUACAGGAGCAGUUCACCUCUUCCAAGUUGGCACUCCGGAUAUUGUCAAAGAGUUUGUGUCCACAGCCAAUUACUGGAGCGCGCGACUUUCAAAUCAUCCUCUUGUCGGCGGGAUCAGCAACAUUGAGUAUGGUUGGUCCGAUGCCGUGGUGAAUAAUGUAUUAGCGGCGACUAUCAACGAAAGUGUCUCAAGCAGACCAUCUACCAGUGCUCGGAGACCAAGUAUACAGAGCUCUUUGCGAUCGAGUAUCGAUCAAAGCGGGCACCCCAGGUCGAAGUUACCUGGAGACAGGAUUACAAUUUCGGAUUGGACGCCACCUACUCAAAGCAUGCGCGCCAGUAACUUGAUGGAGACGGACCAACUGGCGACUUUGGUUGCUUACGUGGCCGGUAUUGAAGAGGAGUUGCAAAAGCACAACCAAUUGCGAAACCCUAUGCUUCUGGCGUUCUCACCGCGCCAUCCCAACGCACAGAAAGCAAUGGCCAACUGGGAAAAGAAAUCCUCGUACCUGCUGCGUGAAAUCGUGAAGUUCAGAACGUAUAUUGAUUCGCUCCAAGGGGCGCAAGCAACCAGAGAGCGCGUCUAUGCCGAACGAGCUGCGGAAAAGGCGGUGGCCGAAGGUUCAGAAUACGACGAGGCAGACUCGGUGCUCCAGAACGAGGAAAUUGGUCGAAUUGCUUCGCAGCCCUGAAAAUCGA